This is a messenger RNA of Lepisosteus oculatus (spotted gar), 2127 nucleotides long. RefSeq names its product guanylyl cyclase-activating protein 2-like. Gene Ontology annotation, molecular function: calcium sensitive guanylate cyclase activator activity; calcium ion binding. Gene Ontology annotation, cellular component: photoreceptor inner segment; cone photoreceptor outer segment. Lineage: Eukaryota; Metazoa; Chordata; Actinopteri; Semionotiformes; Lepisosteidae. Gene Ontology annotation, biological process: visual perception. The record is from RefSeq and is a predicted model, not a curated record.
AUUUCUUUAUUUCUCGUUUGUUGUUUCAAACCUCAAGGUUUCGUCUAAAAGCGAUUAUGAGCGUGAGGCUCCUAUAGCUAAUAAUAGAAUAGUACGCUGUCUUUUGAGGCAACUCUUAAACACUAGUCUGGAUAAAACCAGUGGGAAUUUAAGCACGGCAUUAGCAUUAGUUUUUUUCUGCAAAGUUAAUGUACGUAAUUAUACGAGCAAAAUAAAGUGAAAUGAAAUAUAACAACAACAAUGGAAACAUACUUCUGGACAGGAGAUAAACCCCUUUGACAAGUCCUAUACUUCGCUUAAUUGAGAGUUAGUGUAAAUUAUUUUGGGGUCGUUAAACAACAAAAGCAGUGUUUUUGGAUUAGGAUUUAGUAGAUUGGAAAGCAAAUGAGAUUGCAGAGAUCUAUAAAUAUCGCCCAGGGUAGUCAACGUUAGUACUUAAAGUUAUGCCUUUGGGGAAAUCUUUCGCAAAGAUACUCAGAGACCUACAAGCAAGACCUCCACUUCUGAGCAAUGGCUAUCCCAGCCCUCUGAAAAGCGGAUCAACUGGUCUUCACACCACUAAAGACAAGGGCUGACAUUAGGUUAAACGAUGGGGCAGUUCCAAAGUGAUCACAGAGAGGUUGAUAUUGCAGAGCUACAGGAAUUGUAUAAGACUUUUGUAGUGGAAUGCCCAAGUGGAGCUUUAUUUUUGCACGAGUUCAAAAGGUUUUUUGGAGUUACUGACACGACAGAGGAAUCCUUGUAUAUGGACAACAUGUUCAGGACAUUUGACACCAACGAGGACAAUACCAUCGACUUUUUGGAAUACGUUGCAGCUCUAAAUCUCGUCCUUAGAGGGAAACUUGAACACAAACUGCGGUGGUCCUUUAAAGUUUAUGACAAAGAUGGUAACGGAUGCCUUGAAAGAGAGGAACUGCGGCAAAUCAUAGCGGCAAUUUAUAGCAUCAAGACGGGUGCAACGGCAAAAGACGAAACCCCUCUCCUUACGCCCGAUGAAGUUUGUGAGAGAAUAUUCGAACUUGUUGACGAAAACGGUGAUGGCCAGCUUUCGCUAGAAGAGUUCAUCAAAGGUGCUCAGAAGGAUCAAUGGGUUAUGAAUAUGCUGAAGCUAAACGUGAAUCCAAGUGGGUGGGUUAUAGACAACAGGAGAAAACGGGCAUCUCUUUGACUAUUAACAAUGAUUUAACUUCCAGCUGGGUGUGGGAGAAAAUGCACCCAAGAGAGAAACUCAGAAGGGGAACUUUAAGUUUCUGCUAACAUGGCAACAUGGAUUAGCAGCAAUGUGAAGAGCUAACAUCAGAUUAAAGCACCAUUUCAGUUGAGGAAAGGACAGGUCUUCUUCACUGAUGGAUUUACGGGGCCAUCUUCAAGUAUCUUCAUAUUGUGUAUAUUUUAAACAUGGGCAUUUGCAUGCUCACAGCACUUUCUGAGCCAGAACAUUUUGUUGGUCCUCCAACAUGGCACCAGUUGAAUAGUCCUUUGGUACUGUCUUGGUUGUUGACUACAAUAUAAUCUGCUGUCUGGUAUCUGGAUUUGAAGGAUUUUGCAGUGCCAGAAUGGAACAGGCAUUGAAUCAACAUGGGUGCAUUGAGCGUAAUGACAUUUCCAAAUGCCAUCACAUUCAUUAUAAGCUAUUGUAACCAUGUAUGAUAUCACUACAACAUCACCAGCACUAUACUGCGCUACUAUCUUUUAUCCUUAGGUAACGUGGGUUUGUGAUUUUACAUGUUUUUAUACAAAGGCUUUUUAUUGUUUGUACAGAAUAAGAAUGUGUCAUUCAAGAUGAUUAACUUUAACAUUGUUCUGCUAUUUAUAUUGAACAAGGAAAUAAUCAAUAAGGAAAUAACUGUCCUGGAACUCAAACAUUAUAAAACCUAUCAGAUAUGUGUGAUAUUUUCACCAAACUGACCAGUUUGUGGAUUUAGCUUUACUGUAUUAUUGUUUUGGGGCUAGAUUGUGUUAUUUUUCUUUUGCCCGCUUUCUUCAGGUUCAUUUGUGGUCUUCAUUAUGCUUGCAUGGAGAUUUAUACAACUCCUAAUAUACAGUAAUGCCUCCCUUAAAGCCCCCUCUUGUAAUACAGGGUUUUCAGACAGGGUUUAGGGACUACUCUAAUAAAAGACUAUUUCU